Messenger RNA from Exserohilum turcica Et28A, 3444 nucleotides. RefSeq lists its product as uncharacterized. Gene Ontology annotation, cellular component: cytoplasm. The record is from RefSeq and is a predicted model, not a curated record. The transcript has 3 exons. Lineage: Eukaryota; Fungi; Ascomycota; Dothideomycetes; Pleosporales; Pleosporaceae. Gene Ontology annotation, molecular function: calcium-dependent cysteine-type endopeptidase activity. Bases 30 to 3272 code for a protein of 1080 amino acids. Gene Ontology annotation, biological process: proteolysis.
AGCCAUCGCCAUCAAGUCCUGAAUUAACAAUGGCAUCGAAUGGCACGCACAACGACUUCAUCAACAUCACCACGCCACAUUCGCGCGCGCCCAGCAUGAUACAGGAGGCGCCAGCACACUCGCCGCGCCCGCGGCUACCUGGCCGGAAACAAGCGCCGCAGAAAAGCAUCGACGACUUCUGGAACAAGUUUACCACAAAGCACCCUGGCAAGAUCUUCACCAUCCUACCUGACAAUCUGUACGCGAAAAGCGCCGCCGCACAUGCGCCGAAGGGAUCCAUCCCCGGAGUUAACGCACUUGCAUCCUACGAAGAGGCCAAGGAGGCCUGCAUCAGAAAGGUCGCAAAGAUUGUCAAAGAGUGCCGCAGACUAAACCAAAAAUACCGAGAUCCACACUUCGACAUUGAGUCAGACUUUAAGCGGUCACAGGCCUUUCCCGAUACACCAGCCGAUUGUUUGACUGGACUGAACGAAGAAAAGACUGAUUUCCAUCCGCAAUCAGUCAAGAGAGUAGAGGACAUCUUUGACAACCCGCGAUUCUUCAUCGAGGGCCCAUCGGCAAACGAUGUACGUCAGGGAAACGAUGGCGACUGCUGGUUCAUGUCGGCAUUGGCGACCAUAUCGAACAAGGAAGGAUUGAUCCAACGAGUUUGCGUCGCUCGCGACGAAAAGGUUGGUGUAUACGGCUUCGUCUUCCACCGAGAUGGCGAGUGGAUCUCAGAAGUCAUCGACGACAAGUUGUACCUCAUCAAGGAGAACUUUGACGAAGCAAAGCUAGAGCGCUACCACUGGUUGGAGCUGCAAAACCGCAAGAGCCCCGAGGACGAAUAUCGCACCGUCAUGCAGACUGGCUCAAGGGCUCUUUACUUUGCCCAGUGCAGCGACCCCAACGAGACAUGGCUUCCACUGCUUGAAAAGGCCUUUGCCAAAGCCCAUGGAGACUACAGCGCCAUAGAUGGUGGAUUUGUAGGCGAGGGUAUCGAGGACCUUACUGGAGGUGUUACCUCGGAAAUUUUCGCCACCGAUAUCCUAGACAAGGACCAGUUCUGGCGAGAGGAGCUGAUGAAUGUCAACAAGACGUUUCUUUUUGGAUGUGGCCAGAUGGGCGGCAUUUACGGCUCACGCAAAGGCAUCCAGGAGAAGCAUGCAUACUCGGUCAUGGAAGCUCGUGAAAUAGAUGGCCAGCGCUUGCUCAAGCUACGCAACCCCUGGGGCCGAGCUGAAUGGACCGGACCUUGGAGCGAUGGCUCAGAAGAAUGGACUCCUGAGUGGAUGCAGAAGCUCAACCACAAAUUCGGUGACGAUGGUGUAUUCUGGAUCUCAUACAAGGACCUAUUACGCACCUACCAACAUUUUGAUCGCACCAGGCUCUUUGGUCCGGAGUGGACAGUUUCACAGCAGUGGACGAGCGUCAAUGUCCCAUGGAGCGUCGACUACCUCGACACUAAGUUCAAGAUCCAUCUCGCCAAGGGUGGACCCGUAGUAAUCGUACUCAGUCAGUUGGACGACCGCUACUACCAGGGUCUCGAAGGGCAGUACGAGUUCAACCUACAAUUUCGUCUCCACAAAGACGAUGAGGAAGAGUAUAUCGUCCGCAGUAACGGCACAUACUACAUGAAGCGCUCCGUCUCUACAGAACUUGAGCUGGAAGCUGGCAACUACACCGUCUUGCUAAAGAUCAAGGCUACCAGGAUUCCUGAAAACCCAAGACCGGACGAAGUCAUCAGGGCAACCUGCAACAAGCGCCGAGAAAAGCUUCUCUCUAUCGGACUAUCGUAUGAUCUGGCUCAUGCCAAAGGUCAAUUCAGAGAGCAAGAAAAGGAUGCCUUGGCGCGUGAGAAGGAGCAGCGCAUUGAGCACAAGAAGGCCGAGAUGAAGCGAUCACACGAACGCCGGAAGAUGAGGCGCAAGCGAGCCGAACUCCGCGACCAGAAGAAGGCCGCCAAAGAGACGCGUAGACUUAAUCCUUCCAGAGACAUUCAAGAAGUCGAGAGGAAGCUGCGAGAUCUUCCUGGACUUGGCAUCAACGUCGAAGAAGAAACUAGGACCUCUGGAGACGAUGAACCAAGGCCCAUGCACCAGGUCGUCACUAGACAUCACCGUGCAUCCAGCACCGGUACCAUUGGUGAGCGAUCACCCAGUCCUGGUGGAGGAUUUGGUGGCCGAGGUGGAUAUAACAAGGGCAGAGAUGGCUACAAUGCUACUCCACCUGGUGCCCUACCUAGUCGCCGUAGCUUCCACCGCGACAGCUCUGCCUCUGACAUGACUGAGUCGAUGGCGUUCCAAGGGCGAGGUGGCUACAACUUUACUCCACAAGCAUCACCUGCUGCCCACAGUCAGGGCUUUCAAGGCCGAGGGGGGUACAAUCAGAACAUGCCAGGGGAGUUCCAAGGAAGGGGAGGUUACAACCAAAAUAUGCCAGGAGAAUUUCAAGGGAGAGGAGGUUACAAUCAAAACAUGCCUGGAGAGCUGCAGGGCAGAGGUGGAUACAACCAGAACAUGCCAGGAGAACUCCAAGGCCGUGGCGGGUACAAUGAGGCGCAACUGACAGAUUCCCCUAUCCCGACGCCUUUGCCUACGCCCGCCCCAACGCCGCUGGCAGAUGAGUUCCAACCAGGGGUAUCAUCACAGCGCCCCGAACGGCUCUCUCCAGCACCAUCGCGGCGCUCAACUCUUACACCCAUCCCUGGUAUUCGACCUGGCAUUCAUGUCACGCCUGGACGAAGUGCAAGCGAUUGCUCCCAUCGCGCCCAAGACGGCUUUGAAUUUCACGACAUUUCCGACGAUUCAUCCUGGGACUCUGAGAUUGAUGGCCCUUGCUCGCUUGACUCUGAUGUCUGUGACGGUGACGACGACCUGCCACAUACUUUCUCUGAGCAGAAGCCCAAGUAUGUGUGGUACAACGGCAACCGCUACCCCUAUAUCGACGAAGAAGACGAAUUUGAGCGCGAUCCUUGGAAUGCAGUCUGCGUCGUUGGCCUGCGAGUAUUUAGCAAGGACAACACCGAUGUCACAAUCGAAGUCCACAACGGCGAGGGCGAGCGCAAGAAAAACGGCGACGACGCAAGCGUCACUAGCAUGGCCACCAUGAGGCGCAAGGAGAAGGAACUCGAUGUCGACGAUAGCGCAGUUGAUGCUACGAGCCCGAUGCGCACAAGGAAUACGGGGCUUGACGAUGAGCUAAAGGCUCGAGCUGAGGAACAAAAGCUCAUUGACCAGGUUGGCAGUGCUCCGGCGGGUACGGAGCUCCACCGCCAAGGCACUUUGAGCUAAGUAGUGAGGAGGUGAAAUUGAUCAUGAUGCGGCCAUGUGUACUAUGAAACAAGACAUACUUGAGAUACUUUAUUUUCGGAUUCAGCGGGUUAGAUUGGGCGGCGUUUCUGGGGUACUUUGGCGUUUGGUGUAUUUUACAAUCUAAUUCAUUGAAUAUGAAUUGUGAUUUUCG